AUGACUCUCACGCUUUACGCCAACCUCGUCAGUCAGCCGUCACGUUCUGUGGCGUGGGUGCUCAAGGUGAAGGGUGUGGAUUACGACCUUGUGACUGUGAACCCAGGCACUGAUUUCAUCAAGUCGGACGAGUUUCACGCCAUGAACCCCAAUCGGCUCGUGCCGGUCAUCAAAGAUGAUGGCUUUGUGCUUGCGGAAGGCUUGGCCAUCUUGCAGUACUUGUGCGACAAGCACGAAUGGACCGGCCCCAAAGAUCUGUACCCGAAGGAUCUGAAGGUGCGCGCCAAGAUCAACGAGUUCCUGCAUUGGCACCACACCAACACGAGACUCUUGACGAUCAACUUGUUGCGUCCCGAGUUCUUCAAGAAGCUCAAUAGCGCUUCGCCCGCGGACUUGGCUGCACUUGAAAAGAAGGAUGCUCUCAUCGAAAGGGUGUUUGGCUUGCUCGAGACGUUCUUGGUCAAGGAUUUCAUCGCGCACACUGACUUCCCCACGAUCGCUGACUACACGGCGUACUGCGAGAUCGACCAGCUCGAGGUCAUGGGGUACGAGUUCUCAAAGUACCCGAAGGUGUGUGCUUGGACAGCUCGCAUGAGGUCGCAGCCGUUCAACGACGAGAUUCACGAGGCGCUCAGGGGGUUCAUCAAGCAAUUUGACCUCACUGUGUAG
Peronospora matthiolae is the source of this 669-nucleotide messenger RNA. The record is from the annotation of a GenBank genome assembly. Lineage: Eukaryota; Oomycota; Peronosporomycetes; Peronosporales; Peronosporaceae.